Triticum aestivum (bread wheat) is the source of this 1606-nucleotide messenger RNA. RefSeq lists its product as uncharacterized. The record is from RefSeq and is a predicted model, not a curated record. The coding region runs from base 79 to 1335 and encodes 418 amino acids. The transcript has 13 exons. NCBI's taxonomy places the organism in Eukaryota, Viridiplantae, Streptophyta, Magnoliopsida, Poales, Poaceae.
AUGCACUUGGGUCAGUGUAGAACUAGAAGUCAAACUUAGCCCUCUCAAGUAUCAAAUCCCAAUGCAUGCUUAGGCUCGAUGUUAAUUAAAAGUCUUCUCCUCGAUUCCCCUAAACAAGUCAAGUCUUCUCUCCACACCCCCUACAAAUCAAAUCAGGUUCUUUCGUGUUAUCUCUUGGAUCUUGGUUCGCUACCCAGGAUGAAAAUGAAAGCAAGCCCGAUUCUAACGACGUUGUUCGCGGCGGCGGUCGGGUUCUUCAUCGGCGUUUCCUUUCCUGUGGACGUCACACCAAAGCUUCAGUGUGGCAUACUCCCUUGGAGCAGCUGCUUCAGUCACAGCACCAUGUUGGGCAGAUUAUGGGGAGCGCCGUUCAGGAACAGCAGCUCCCGCACCCCAAAUGUGACAAGUUCGGCGCCGAGUGUAGAGGUUGCAACAGCAACAAACACUGAAGAAGGGUCGGAGAGGCGGCUGCCGCCGGGGAUUGUGGUCUCGGAGUCCGAUCUUCACCUGCGCCGGCUCUGGGGAUCCCCAACACAGGACAGCCCGGCCCGCAAGUACCUCCUCGCCCUCGCGGUCGGGUAUGGCGAGAGAGCCAAUGUCAACGCAACUGUCCACAAGUUCUUGGACAACUUCGACAUCGUGCUGUUCCACUAUGACGGCCGCACAACUGAGUGGGAUAUAGAGUUCAAGUGGUCGAAGAAGGUCACUCAUGUCAGUGCCAGGAAACAGACCAAAUGGUGGUUCGCUAAGAGGUUCCUGCACCCGAGCAUCGUGGUGCCCUACGACUACGUGUUCGUGUGGGACGAGGACCUUGGCAUUGACAACUUCGCCGCGGAACCGUACCUGGACAUCGUGAGGAGGCAUGGGCUGGAGAUCUCGCAGCCGGGGCUGGACACGACCAAUGGGCUGGCACCGACUUACUACAUCACCGCCAGGAAAAACGGCAGCGAGAUGCACAAGACAGAUGCAGGAGGGGAGCAUUGCUCGGACGUGCACAAGCGCCCGUGCAGCGGGUUCGUGGAGGUGAUGGCGCCGGUCUUCUCUAGGGAUGCUUGGAGAUGCGUGUGGCAUAUGAUCCAGACUGACUUUGUCCAUGCAUGGGGUCUUGACUCCAAUUUCUGGAGAUGCGUCGAUGACCCUGAAGAGCAGAUCGGUGUCGUAGACGCGCAGUACUUGGUUCAUCAUGCCGUUCCCACGCUUGAAGGCCAGGGUGAGAAAGAAAAAGGAGGCCGUUUGCAGGUAAAAGCACGUCAAUAUGAGGAGAUGUUUGCCUUUCGCUCUAGGGUUUCCCGUGCGGACAACGAAGUUGCCAACAGAACAUCAAUACAGAACUAGUUUGAGCGAUUACUUACCAGAGGAUACAAUAUGGAAGUCAAUAAUUAAAAGUUUUGACUUUUUGAAUAGAGAAGUAUAAGAUGCGGUAGGUGAUAAUACAUUCGUUUUAUAUGUUUGGAAUCAUCAAAUUUUUGUUGCUUAUCAACACUAGUUCACGUGAUAAAUAUAUUCCUUUUCAUUUUUCAACAUUCGGUAGGAGUUUUGCCUUUAUUCGCCAUUUAUUCAUAUCUUGAUUGAUUUCUAAUGAUGAUAAUUUUAUUAUUAUUUUUCA